Notothenia coriiceps (black rockcod) is the source of this 662-nucleotide messenger RNA. Its product is annotated as mediator of RNA polymerase II transcription subunit 17-like. Gene Ontology annotation, molecular function: transcription coregulator activity. The annotation marks the transcript as partial. Gene Ontology annotation, cellular component: mediator complex; core mediator complex. Lineage: Eukaryota; Metazoa; Chordata; Actinopteri; Perciformes; Nototheniidae. The transcript has 3 exons. The record is from RefSeq and is a predicted model, not a curated record. Gene Ontology annotation, biological process: regulation of transcription by RNA polymerase II.
GUCCAUCCAGCUGCAGCUGAACAUUGGUGUGGAGCAGAUCAGGGUGGUGCACAGAGAUGGACGGGUGGUCACUCUGUCGCACCAGGAGCAGGAGCUGCAAGACUUCCUGCUCUCACAGAUGUCUCAGCAUCAGGUGCAUGCAGUGCAGCAGCUGGCCAAAGUGAUGGGCUGGCAGGUCCUCAGCUUCAGUAACCACGUGGGCCUGGGCCCGGUGGAGAGCAUCGGGAACGCCUCGGCUGUCACCGUCGCCUCUCCCAACGGAGAGUACGCCAUCUCAGUGCGUAACGGCCCAGAGAGCGGGUGCAAAGUUUUGGUCCAGUUCCCCCGCAGCCAGACUAAAGAGCUGCCCAAGAGCGACGUCAUCCAGGACCCCAAGUGGAGCCACCUCCGAGGGCCCAGCAAGGAGGUCCACUGGAGCAAGAUGGAGGGCCGCAACUUUGUGUACAAGAUGGAGCUCCUCAUGGCGGCACUGACCCCCUGCCCCUAGAUACUGUCACACUCUUCAUAGACUUGUACACUCCCUUACACUUUUUUUUUACCCAAUCCUUGGACUUUCAAUACUGCCAUUGUUUCCUUUUCACCUAGUUUCUGCUGCCCUCUCGGUUUCAGUUAACGUGAGGUGUGCGUCACACUAUUUCAUACAAAAUAAAAGGUUAAGUCUG